Cladocopium goreaui is the source of this 4235-nucleotide messenger RNA. NCBI's taxonomy places the organism in Eukaryota, Dinophyceae, Suessiales, Symbiodiniaceae. The record is from the annotation of a GenBank genome assembly.
GCAUAUGCUUGCAACGAGUCCUUUGGAUUGAAGCUGUGCUCUUGUGCUGCAUUGCUUGCACUCUUGGCCUGGUGUUGUGCAUGCAGUCGCAGAUCCCAACUGAUCUAGGGCCCGAUCUAGGGUGGGAGGCGAAGACUGAGGAGUUGGCCGGUCGUGGAAUAUCCUUAGGCAACCUUGUGGACUUUUACAGCAAGCUAUUUGACUCUGAAAGGGUGUCCUUCCAGCCACCAGUCCACACCACCAAGGAUGUGGUCAGACUCGAAAUUAUUCCGCAGACUUCUGCAGCAGGCACCUCGUUUGCCGAGUUGGUGAACGAUGGCAAGAAGGUGACACCUGGGAAGAUGGUCACUCACAAUUGGUCCAAUCUUUUCCGAGAGCUGAUGGCUACAGUCAUUGCUGAUGCACUAGGAGAACACACCUUUGAAUUUGUGGCGGAACUCCUGUGCGACAAAGAAGGCGUGAAGGUCUUGACAGAAACCCUCCAGGUCCAUGACCCUCUUCAGGACACCUAUUGGAUCUGUGCCCUCUCUGUCAACCAGCAUGCAGGAGCAAACCCGGACGGAGACACCGAUCCGGUCACCAAGAUCCCACAUCCAGUGUGUGGUUGCAAGACAGUUUUUUUUUUCAACAAAGACCCUCCAUUGAAUGAACAGGGUGAGAGCAUCAUGUGUGAAAUGAACAAAUUUGAUGACAUGAUGGCGCUGCUGGCCAAGAAAAAUCCAAAUUUUACAGAAGUCGUUGCCGUGGAUGCCGACUUGAACCUCUUCCGCAUUCUUGUUGUGGCCAUGCUCAGGUGGAUGGGUCCUUGGCAAAGAUUUCACAAAGCUACGCCCAAGGGUUGGGCCAAGGCCAUCGAAACUGCCAUUUGGGGGUAUAGUACACCUCCAGGAUUGCGUUUUGGCAACUGGAACGGCGAUGCUGCCAGUUUCUGGUCCUAUAUCGCCAUGCUUGUCGCUGUCAGUGAAGUCUUGCACUUCAGUUUUGCUUUCAGUUACCAAUUUGCCAUUCGUUGUGGUGUGCCAGCAACCCGAACUGCACUGCACUUUUUGUUUUGCUUUGACAUGUGCAUUUUUGUUUGCCCCAGAAAUGACACAACAGUUUUGCAUGAGAAGACGGGCGGAAACAUCAAGUAUGAUUCGCCAACUUUCAGCCAAAUCAAUUCACCUGCGCUGCGAGGGGGCAGCGGUGGGGGUGGCUCUGCGGCCACACGCCGGAAAAGGGAUGAAAGAGAUUUGCUGAAAGGAUCGAAACCUGAUAUCAAGACAAAACCAAUGACAAAGACCAAAACGGAUGCCAAGCAAUCAGUGCAGAGUCAUCAGACUGUUGAUACUGAAGAUUGGACCCGGGUCACCCGGCGAAAGCCCAAACCUGACAAAGUUGGCGGAGGCAAUGACACUGCGAAGCCAAAGCCAAAUAUGCCUGUUUUCCAUCUUUGGAGAGAUCCCACAUUUCCACAUCAUGUAAGCUCCUACAAAGCUGUUUCCAAUGAUUUGCAGGCAGGAAAACCACCAAAGGCGAGAAUUGUCGAAGUCACUGGGCCCCAAGCGGAUGAUCUCCGAAACUUGUGGCAAUCUCAUGACAUCAAAAAUGCCAGCAUCACUCUCGCUUUUGUCAACAGUGAGGCACCAGCACAAGCCAAGAAACAGUGGCUGCAUGUCACUGCUGGUGGGGCACCUCCUACGGUGAGGCUCGUCCCGUGCCUUUGCUUGGGUAGCCAAGCCAGUCAACUGCCUACGGUGAAAGUCACGCAAGCUACAGCACCUGCCGUUGCUGAAGCGGCUGUUCUCCGUGUUACCUUCGACAAGCAGUAUGUUUCUGAAGACGAAUGGAAAAGAACUGUCUCGAAACCCGCCAAUGCUUUCCAUGCAAUGACUGAGAAGAAAGGACUUACUCAACAAAUCAUUGCCACUUAUGGUUGGCGUAUCCUCUCUGCAUCACGCUGCUCUGAUCAAGUCACAGGUUUCCUUAAAGUGACUUCCUCUACCAAAGACGCGUUUCUUCAUGCUUCCGGAAUUGGUGGAUGGUUCAUUGAUUCCCUUGCCAAGCACGGACCAAAAGCCAAUGUUGAGUGGAUCACCCCUUUGAUCGAUGAGCCUAGAAUUGAUUAUCGAAUUAGGGUGCUGAGUGACGCUGACGGAAGUGGUGUUGCUUUGAGGCAAGGUUCUGGUGCAGCCCUGGGCAUCCGAACGCCAUCCAGGCCAACUGCGGUCGGUGGAACGGUGGCUAGCGGCAAAAUAGCUGAAGCAACACCACCAAAGGAUGCCAUGGAAGUGGAGGUCACUCACAGUUCAAACGGUGAGGAAAUGGAUACUUCCGGUCAAGCCGCCAAAAGGCAAACUGAAACCAAAGGUGCCUCUCCCGAAAAAAAGAGGGCCAAAGCUGUUUGUACGAAUUUUGACACACCAUUUGGAUUCCAACGAGUUGACUGUGGAGGCAAUGGUGAUUGUGGUUACCGAGCCGCGGCGGCAGCUUAUGCCCUUGCAGACGGCCGCGACCUCAAAGAGACCAAAGAAAAUGCUCCAACCCUCGGGGCUACAUUACGGGCUCAGGUAGCAAGCCAUUUAAAAAAGCAUCAGCUUUGGAAAGACUCAUGGGCACCUGAUGAUCGAUGGACAGAAUCAACAGAAGGCGGCACAGUGCCUACCACCUACGAUGAGUGGUUGGAAAGCACGGCUCGUCCAGGCCGGUGGGUUUGUGGCCCCACUCUCAUCGGCAUUGCCACCAGGCUUAAACGCAAUCUUGUUGUUUUUCGUUUUGCGGAUGACAAAUGGGAAAAAGCCGACUUGAUCACUCCACUCGAAUCCAAUGCCAAGGAUGUUAGCACUGCUGCUUCCUUUCCACCUCUUCCUUUAUUUCUGAAAGACAACCAUUAUUUCACAUUGGAACCACGAGAAGAGGGCUGGCCUGCUACCUGGAGCUCGCCUGCAGAUAAGAAAUGGGAUCCCAACCUGCAUCGCGGUGGUGGCAAAAGCCUCCGUAGCUGGCUUCCGUCCAGUUCUGCCAGUGUUGCCAGCACGCAGUCCGCCAGUAGGACCGUGACUCAAAGCCAGCGUAAACAGAAAAGUCUCAAAAGUUGGCUCCCGGCUUCCAGCUCUGCCAAAAGCAGAUCGCCAGCCAUUGGGAAUAAUUUAAAAAGUUGGUUGCCGCAGUCAAGCUGCUCCACUUUGGCCAAAAGUUGCUUUCCUGCCACAAGAGAAGCAUCACCUGCUCCGUCUCUUGCAUUUUCGGAUGAUGCAUCUUUGCACAAAGAAGAUAUUUCCAAUAAAAACGUUGACUGUCACGACACUGACGCUGCCAAAGUUGCUUCCUCCUGGACCUGCCCUGAGUGUGGCUAUUGCACAGAAAACCGGGUAGACUGGGUCAAACGCCGUCGGCAGCAUAUUGUUACUUGGCAUCCUGACAAAAAGGAUGACUGGAAUCUCAGAAACAAGCCCUUAUUAGUGCCGUGGACGCCCGAUUGCACCUGGAAAUGUCCGCUAUGCAACAUGGGCAUGCCGCCCAACAUCACUGAUUGCGACACUUCCUAUCGACUUCGAAAGGAACAUGCUCAACAGCAACACCCAACUGCCAAGAGAAGCCGUUUUUUUCUUCCGACUCCCAACAAUUCUGCCAAAGCUACGUUGGCCAAGAUCAGUGCUGGCGUAGCCCAAAGGCUACUGGAUUUGAAAGCAGGCAAGCAGGGUGACCAUGAUGUCAUUUUCUUGAAGUUUCCUCCUUUCAAGGAAAAAGUCAAACGAUUAACUGUGAUCCAUCCAUUUUGCAAGAAGUGCUCCGCCAGAGCGGUGUCCAUUGCGCAAAUUGCCAAAAUCCCAUGCAACGUUAGCCGACGCGGCGGCCCUGGUCGGCAGCUGUUGAUUCGCCGUGUUCGUGCUGCUGUGAAUGACGUCACUUUACCUGAUGCUUUGAAAAAAGACCUGCAACAUACUUUGUCGUGGAUCGACGCUCCGUCCGAUCCUGCAGUUGACCACCAAAUUGACAAAUUCCCUUGGCCUUUGCCUUCGCCAGCGUCGUUGUACAUUUGCAAAGUUUGCCGACAAGUCAACAUUCGGCGAGCUUCCAUGACCAACACUAAAUGUUGUGGCGAGCCUAAGCAAAGUCCGCGCCAUGUGCAAUUGCUGCGACAGCUGGACACAGCACAUAAGACUGCCCGAGGACAUCGACGUGACCAGAUAGUGAUUGCCCAGAACAUCCUUAUGGGUAAAGCCAAUGUUCCCACCAAACAGAAUAAUGACUGA